UGUAUAACUACACGCUGAUAUGGGAAGAUAAGAAAGAAUUGUUUAAUGUUUUAAAAUUUUCUCUGCCUGUGAAAUUAUGUUAUGACCCCUGAAAGUGGCAAAAAGACAGUUGUUAAUGGUUUCUCAGCAUGAAUGACAUUGGGAUUCUUGCUGAAAUACGCCCAUGGCUCCAACGUGUUCGAUGCCCCUUCUUAUCAGCUGAGAAAUGUCUCAGGUCAGGGACGUUUGUAGGGUACGAGUUAAUUAGUGAUUGUUCUAGCCCGCGUGACUGACCUGCGAUGUUUAUGCAGUUUUGAAAGGCGUUUUGAAGGCGAUGUUUAUGCAGUUUUAUUUUGCAAUGCCCUGGCACAAGUUUCAAGGGCCUGUGCAUGUGGAAACAAUGUGGCCGAGCUGUAAAGGCAGGCGUGCAGGCGCGGUGCUGAGGGCAGGGGCAAAACUCAGAAGAUCAGCGUCUCUUUCAAGGGCUUCCUUUGUUUUGCUUUUUCAACAGCCCCUUAAAAUGUGUGUUGCAUAUUGUGAACAGCAGAAGGAGAUUUGGGUUCGCACAAACGGAUGACUGACAUUUUGCUGUGUGGCUAAAGAGACUGCAGUUCCUGUCCAGAGAUCACUAUUGUUCCACCUUGUCCCACAACCAGCACAACCACACUGGUGGGUCAGAAUGUACGCGAGGAAGAGGCUCAGGGAAUAAAUGGGAGGGCGCCAGCAAAGCACGCAGCUGCCAGUCUCAAGCCACAAGUGCCUCCAAAGCCAUUCCACCUGCAGAAUUCACCUUCGUCCAAUAUACACCAAACCCCCAGACAUAAAGCUUUACCUAGUGCAAUACCAAGGAUGGAGGAAGUUAAACCUGCCUCUGCUUCUUGUGUCUCAAAAGAAAAACCCAGUAAGGUAUCAGAUCUCAUCAGUCGCUUUGAAGGAGGCAGUGCAUUAUCAAAUUAUAGCGAUCUGAAGAAAGAGUCUGCUGCAAACCUCCAUGCUCCUAGAACCCCAGGAAGGCAUGGAUUGACAAGCACACCUCAACAAAAACUCCUCUCCCUGCACCCACCAUGGAGGCAGGGACGUGACACCGACGAGCCUCAGGUUGCAGAGACUUGUGUGGCCAAUGGGAUAAUGGCAGCGCAAAGCCAGAUGGAAUGUGAGGACGAUAAAGUGGCCGCUCUGAGUCCAGAUACUCCUAUUCAAACAUCUGAACCCUUGCUUGGCGUGCACUGGGUGAAUGGAGAGAGAGAAGAAACUGCUGCAGGUCCUGCGUCACCCACAACAGAUGACUGUGAUGGAAAUGCUCUUGAUGGUGGCAGCAGCAGGACUCCAAGCUUAGACCCCGUGCUCACCCUAGAAGGAGGGGCAGACGAAGAAGCCAAGAGCCAAGAGAGGGAGGAUGGAGAAAGCCCUCUGGAACUGGAACAGCUGGACCAGCACCAGGAGAUAAAGGAGACUAAUGAGCAAAAACUUCACAAAAUAGCCAAUGAACUUCUCCAUACAGAAAGGGCUUAUGUCAACCGACUUGACCUCUUAGAUCAGGUGUUUUAUUGCAAACUAUUGGAAGAAGCAAACCGCGGCUCAUUUCCAGCAGAGAUGGUGAAUAAAAUCUUUUCAAAUAUUUCAUCAAUAAAUGCCUUCCAUAGUAAAUUCCUAUUGCCAGAGCUGGAGAAACGAAUGCAAGAAUGGGAAACUACCCCCAGGAUUGGAGACAUCCUCCAAAAAUUGGCACCAUUCCUUAAGAUGUAUGGAGAAUAUGUGAAGGGAUUCGAUAACGCAAUGGAAUUGGUUAAAAACAUGACAGAGCGGAUUCCCCAGUUCAAAUCCGUGGUUGAAGAAAUUCAGAAACAGAAAAUCUGUGGGAGCUUGACCUUGCAGCAUCACAUGCUGGAACCUGUCCAGCGGAUCCCCCGGUAUGAGAUGCUCCUUAAGGACUACCUAAGGAAACUGCCACCUGACUCCCCAGACUGGAAUGACGCCAAAAAAUCCCUUGAAAUUAUAUCUACAGCAGCAAGCCAUUCUAAUAGUGCAAUAAGAAAAAUGGACAACCUAAAGAAACUCUUAGAGAUUUAUGAAAUGUUGGGAGAAGAGGAAGACAUCGUCAACCCUUCGAAUGAACUAAUAAAAGAAGGGCAGAUCCUCAAACUAGCUGCUCGGAACACUUCAGCACAAGAACGCUACCUUUUCUUAUUCAACAACAUGUUGCUGUACUGUGUGCCCAGAUUCAGCUUGGUGGGCUCUAAGUUUACCGUGCGAACCAGAGUUGGCAUCGAUGGGAUGAAAAUUGUAGAGACUCACAACGAAGAAUAUCCGCACACUUUCCAGGUAUCGGGGAAGGAGAGAACACUGGAACUCCAGGCCAGUUCUGAGCAAGAUAAAGAAGAAUGGAUCAAGGCCCUUCAAGAGACCAUUGAUGCUUUUCAUCAAAGGCAUGAAACCUUCAGAAAUGCGAUUGCAAAAGAUAAUGACAUUCACUCAGAAGUUUCUACUGCUGAGCUAGGAAAAAGAGCCCCAAGAUGGAUCCGAGACAAUGAAGUGACGAUGUGUAUGAAAUGCAAAGAGCCUUUCAACGCACUGACACGGAGAAGGCAUCACUGUCGGGCAUGUGGACACGUGGUUUGUUGGAAGUGUUCUGACUACAAAGCUCAACUUGAAUAUGAUGGUGGUAAAUUGAACAAAGUUUGUAAAGACUGUUAUCAAAUAAUAAGUGGAUUCACAGACAGUGAAGAAAAGAAAAGGAAAGGAAUUUUAGAGAUCGAAUCAGCAGAAGUAUCUGGAAACAGCGUGGUGUGUAGCUUUCUUCAGUACAUGGAGAAGUCAAAGCCUUGGCAGAAAGCUUGGUGUGUGAUCCCCAAGCAAGACCCCCUUGUGCUGUACAUGUACGGUGCCCCCCAGGACGUCAGAGCCCAAGCCACCAUUCCGCUCCUGGGCUACCUGGUGGACGACAUGCCGCGGAGUGCAGACCUGCCACACAGUUUCAAACUGACCCAGUCCAAGUCUGUGCACAGCUUUGCUGCAGACAGUGAGGAACUGAAGCAGAAGUGGCUGAAAAUCAUCUUUUUAGCUGUCACAGGUGAGACACCAGAGGGUCUAGAUGAGCAUCCAGCCGCCUUGGACGAUCAUCCUGACCCUAAGAGAAAAUCAGAUUGCUGAAUGCCAGGACCAGCCUCGGUGCAAAGGGCUCCAGUCGUGCGGCUCAAGACAUUCCCAACUCUCCCUGCUCAGAUCCUAGCACUUUAUGUUGAAAAGUAGAGGCUCAUCAAUGCAUCUUUGGGGGACUGUUUUCCUAGGUUUAUGUACUCUUAGUGAAACUAAUGUGCAGAGCCAUUCUACCAGUAAAGUUUUGAAAUAAUGUGAAAAA
This is a messenger RNA of Otolemur garnettii (small-eared galago), 3337 nucleotides long. It is a transcript of the gene FGD4, whose product is annotated as FYVE, RhoGEF and PH domain containing 4. The transcript has 17 exons. The record is from RefSeq and is a predicted model, not a curated record. Gene Ontology annotation, molecular function: metal ion binding; guanyl-nucleotide exchange factor activity. Gene Ontology annotation, cellular component: cytoplasm. NCBI's taxonomy places the organism in Eukaryota, Metazoa, Chordata, Mammalia, Primates, Galagidae. Gene Ontology annotation, biological process: cytoskeleton organization; filopodium assembly. Bases 829 to 3129 code for a protein of 766 amino acids.